This is a messenger RNA of Mugil cephalus (flathead mullet), 1407 nucleotides long. It is a transcript of the gene gins4, whose product is annotated as GINS complex subunit 4 (Sld5 homolog). The transcript is spliced from 8 exons. Gene Ontology annotation, cellular component: GINS complex. The coding region runs from base 192 to 866 and encodes 224 amino acids. The record is from RefSeq and is a predicted model, not a curated record. NCBI's taxonomy places the organism in Eukaryota, Metazoa, Chordata, Actinopteri, Mugiliformes, Mugilidae. Gene Ontology annotation, biological process: double-strand break repair via break-induced replication; DNA-templated DNA replication.
AGAAGUUCUAAUGGCGCGAAUAAACAACGAGUACCGGUAUCAGCGGAAGCAACUGUUGUCUAUUCAGAGCGUUUCUCCAAGUUACUCCGACUGAGUUGGCUUAAAUAUAAAUUUGAAAGUCCAACACACGCGCUGUGUUUUGGCGAAGAGUCGUGUUUUGUCUGCAUACGUUGCAGAAAACAACGUAAACUAUGUCGGACGCUCUGUCUGACCACGGCAGCGACAUCAACCACGAUGACAGCCUGGAGGAUGUUAUGACCCCGGCGGAGCUGAUCGCCAAACUGGAAGAAGCCUGGCUGAAUGAGAAAUUCUCACCGGAGCUGCUGGAGAACAAAUCGGAGGUGGUGGAGUGUGUGAUGGAGCAGCUGACUCAUAUGGAAUCCAACUUGCAGCGGGUGAAGAAAGGCGAUUCAAAGGCCAGCAUCCAUCGCAUGGAAAUAGACAGGAUCCGCUUCGUUCUCAGCAGCUACCUGCGCUCUCGUCUGCAGAAGAUUGAGAAGUUUUUCCCGCAUGUCUUGGAGAAAGAAAAGUCUCGAGGUGACGGAGAGCCGUGUCUGCUUUCACCUGAGGAGUUUGCCUUUGCCAAAGAGUACUAUGCGAACAUGGAAACCUACCUGAAGGCUGUAGCGCUGAAGCGCAUGCCGGCCAACUUGCAGACUGUGGAUCUGCUCAAAGCAGUGCCGGAGCCCUGCUUGGACUCUUUCGUGUUUCUGCGGGUGAAGGAGAGGCAGGAAAACAUCCUGGUUGAGCCUGAAACGGAUGAUCAGAGAGAUUAUGUUGUGGAUCUUGAAGAAGGCUCUCAGCAUUUAAUACGGUAUCGCACUAUAGCGCCACUUGUUUCAAGCGGAGCCGUGCAGUUAAUUUGAAUGUUGAGGUUUGUCGCGUUGUUCGGAGAUUUUUGUGAAAUAGCCCGAAGGAGAAAAGGGCAGAUUUACCUAUUCACAUCAGGAAACACAUUCUUCUUCCUGACCGAGUGAGAAUAACUUGGGCGAUGCAAAUGGAAAGCGGUGCCAUGUCCCCAAGAAAAAGGUCACUGCUAGUGAGAACUGAAGACUCUGAGCAGGCCUCGUUCGCCAAAGUAGCUUUUGCAGAGCUGUGGGGUUAUUUUUGGAUGUUUAUAAUCAUAAAUUUGGUUGCGUAAUUCGAAUGCGUUCUGGUGUGUCGGUGUCUGUUAGAGACUGCUAAUUCAUCAUUAUUCCUGUCACUAUGCUCGGUUACAGGAUUUAUCAGAUGACCUGAAGGUGUAAUUUCAUUCAUCCACUUGGCAUCACAGUGACUUCGGGGUUCAAGUGCUAAUCUGUGUGUAUGUUUUGUGCUUCAUUUGUCUACCAUAAUAAGACAGUUGCGCUUUUAGUCAUAUGCAUUGGUGUGAUUGUAAAUAAUAAAAAUGUUUUUUUUACACUAUUA